Rotaria sordida is the source of this 924-nucleotide messenger RNA. The record is from the annotation of a GenBank genome assembly. NCBI's taxonomy places the organism in Eukaryota, Metazoa, Rotifera, Eurotatoria, Philodinida, Philodinidae.
AUGACAUCGUCUGUUGUUUAUCGGCAAAAGCAUGCCUUAAUUAUUGGUAUCAAUAAUUAUCUACGUAAUCCAUUAGAAUAUUGUAUCAAUGAUGCCGAAGAUCUAGAAAAAAUUCUUCAGCGAAUUGAUUUUCAUGUAUUACUUGGAAUUGAUUGCAAUCUUUAUAAAUUCUACAGUAUAAUAGAUACAUUCACUAAUAGAAUUCAACAGGAUGAUUUGAUUUUAUUCUAUUUUGCUGGUCAUGGUAAACAAAUCAAAGAUGAGGAUUAUUUAUUACCAGUAGAUUAUUAUUAUGAUUAUCGAGAAAAUGAACAAGACUAUAUCAUCAAACAUGCUAUUAACAUCAAAUAUAUAAUAGAAAAAAUCAAUCGUCAAAAAUGUCGUGUGGAAAUAUAUUUAUUUGAUUGCUGCAGACACAUGAUACGUACUCGAUCGAUGAAUUCAAAUCAUAAUCUAUUAUUCAUGAAUGGAUCAUCACAAACUCUUAUUGUAUUUGCUCGUGCUCCGGGUAAUGCAGUGCAAGAUGAAACGCGUAAUAAUAGAAAUGGGAGUUUUAUGGAAAAUCUAUUAAAACAUAUUACAAUACCUAAUAAAGAUAUCGAAGAGAUAAUAAAACAAGUUGCUGAUGAUGUUAACAAACAAACAGAUGGUUUUCAAUUAUUACAUCGAAUAAGCUCUUGACCAGAACAUCGAGAAUUAAUAGCCAAACAACUAGCUAUGAAAGCACAAUUUUUUCUUGAACUAAGAAAAUAUUUAUUUCCACCAGCCAUUCGUGCUUUGAAACAUGCAAUCGUUGGUUCAAUGUUUUGGUUUGAAAAAUCAUUACUUAUGGACGGAUUGAUACAAUUACUUAUUUAUUUACGUGAUCCAAACACCGGUUUUGUCGAAGAAAUUUUUGAUUUUAUACCUUUAUUGAUUUGUUGA